Cataglyphis hispanica is the source of this 1077-nucleotide messenger RNA. RefSeq lists its product as uncharacterized. The transcript has 2 exons. The record is from RefSeq and is a predicted model, not a curated record. Bases 20 to 625 code for a protein of 201 amino acids. Lineage: Eukaryota; Metazoa; Arthropoda; Insecta; Hymenoptera; Formicidae.
UCGCGCCACGACGACGAUCAUGCAGCACGCCCUAUGCAGCCUCCUCGUUAUCGCGGCCUGUCGCGUUGCCGCCGCAACACCCACGCCGAUUAGAGCGGCGACUCACGACCAGAGGCAGACCGGCGACCUGAACGUGCAGGUAGCGCUCAAGAACUUGCAUGUAGUCGCGCUGCUCGACUCCAAAUUCUUGGACGAUUACACGGAAUAUGAUUACUUCUACGAUUAUGCAGACUUCACUGUCAAACCGGACGGCAGCAGGCCCAUCCCAAGUUCCACCACGGAAAACAGCGAUAUUGCGGGAGUUUCCGAGUCUCUCUCGCCAAAUUCGACUGUCUCGACGUCUUCUGGUAAUAAUUCAACUGAAUACCAUAAUACAACGUUACCGAAUGAUGAAGAAAUCCCGAACGUUGAUCCGUCGAACGGUAUCGCGAACUCGACAUCAAAUACGGAUAACGAUAAGAGCCAAUCGAGUAAAGAGAAUAUUGAGUCCAAAGCAGCAAUCGCUUUUUCGUCUAUGAUGAAAUCUGCUCUACGAUCACAAAAGCGUUGUAAAUCCGGAUAUAUUCCAAAUGGCAACGGACGUUGUCGACGAGCACGUCGGCCGUGGUUGUCCAUAUUGCCGUGAGUACAAUCGCAACAAAGAAUCUUCCGAUCGAAUCUUUUUCCAUUGACCCAAUUUAGAUUGCAUAAUCGUUAGAAGCUAAGUUAAAUAGAGAGUAAAUAUCGAUAUCAAGUUUCAGUCAUGUUUGUUUUUAAUGGUGAAAUAAAUUCUAUAUAUUUGUACUACAUACAUUUUGGCGAUAAUUAUAUUCAUAACGUAAACUUCCUUUUAUUUCAUGGUUCUGUAUUUUGAAUUUCGAUACUGGUAAUGAAUCCUAAGAUACAACGCGGAAAACCUCCGUUCGUAAAAUGCAAUAUAUAUAUAUAGUUAAAAUAUAAUUUUCAGGAAAAAACGCAACAUCAAUCUCGCGCCAUACAGCUUUUAUAAGCUUCUAUAAAUUAACAAUUUUUCUUUUGAUUAUUUUGACUCUCGACUUCUGCGAUCAAUUGUUAUAUAUAGGAACAAAAUUCAUUUAA